Molecule: messenger RNA, 1167 nt
Organism: Plasmopara halstedii
Lineage: Eukaryota; Oomycota; Peronosporomycetes; Peronosporales; Peronosporaceae
Exons: 5
Coding region: 1-1167 (388 amino acids)
Source: RefSeq, a predicted model, not a curated record
AUGAGCAGCCAUCGUUGGAAGUUGCCACAUGCGGCUGCGGCAAGCAACGAAGAUAGUAAUGGGACAUCUUCCAUUUCUGAUAUUUUUGCAGAUAUGCUAUUAGUUAAUGAGGACCUGAUCACAGCGGUAGCCGAAAGCCAGGGGGAAGGCGACAUCGAUGGACUCAUUGCCUACCAGUGCGUUCUACACCGAGAUUUGAUGGAAAUGGCCAAGUUUGUCGACUCUAUGUUCGGCGUAUAUAGUACCAAUAUCAUCAGCAGCGACAUAUUUUACCUUCCCAGCACGAAGAGUUCUAAUGAAUUGCCUCCAAUGGUAGUCGAUCUGACUACUGAAGGUGCAAGUGAAGUAGACCCUAUGCUUUCUAACGCAAAAUCAGAGCUAACAAUGAAAAAAACUGCAAGAGAGAAGGUGCAACAUGGUGCGCUGCUAACAGCUAUUGAGGCAGAGGAGAAAAUUCGCCAGACUCAGCGAUCGAAAGAGCAGUGGAUUGAAUCACGUCAUCGGGUGCUUGAAGAAGAAAGUGCCAGUGUAAUUUUGAGUCAAAACCUUAAUGACAAGCUGGAAGUCACUACUGCGAAGGCUGGAGAGACGCAAACACAGCAAGGACUGGCCGGAAUAGCGUUGGCAAAUCAGCUGCGCGCGCAUCAAUACGUCGCUGAAAUUUUAGAAAACAACGCAGCGGAUUCUGUCCCUCCCAUGCCGCAUUCAAACCUAAUGUUUGCAAGCCUUCUCGCCACUUUGCCAUCGGCAUUUCCUGCUCCAUCGGCGCAUUUUUAUAAUCAGCAGUAUAUUAAGCCGGCUACAGAUCGAAACAGCAUUCCCAAGAUCGCAUUACCUCCAGCACGCUUCAUGCCUAACAUGCUUUUGGCUUUUCCUGGGGCAGCACCACUAAUGUAUUACCCUCAAGUUGUUGGAGGAGCACUGACAACGCCUCAUCGGCACCCACAGCUACAAACGACUUUACCAGUUCGGCAUAUUGCUUCUGUUCGUCCCCCUGCUAAAAAUCCCAACUUGAAGCGAAUGUGCGAAUCAUGCCGCAAGCGACACCUAAGUGUAAGACAGUGUCGUCUUGUGUUUGAGCACACAGAUCCGGAAUGGCAGACGGGCAAACUGUCAUCAGCUGUCAGACAACGAAAACGGAAGCAAUCUUCACCGAGUUCCAGUUAA